This is a messenger RNA of Salvelinus sp. IW2-2015, 3800 nucleotides long. Its product is annotated as PHD finger protein 23B. Gene Ontology annotation, cellular component: nucleus. The record is from RefSeq and is a predicted model, not a curated record. Lineage: Eukaryota; Metazoa; Chordata; Actinopteri; Salmoniformes; Salmonidae. Gene Ontology annotation, biological process: negative regulation of autophagosome assembly; negative regulation of autophagosome maturation; positive regulation of protein ubiquitination.
UUCACAUAGUACAUUUAUAUUGAGUUCAUUGCUAGUUGGCAGACAUUCUCGGUUUUGUUAAAAAUCCUCCUUCAGUGAAGCAACUGUUGGUUGUUCAAUCGCCAUGCUAGUUGGCUAGCGAACUAACGCUAUCCAACGUUAACAUUAACUGGCAGUUUACUAGUUAGCGAAGUUUGUUACAUCGCUGCUAACAGUCGAGAACGUAAAUUAGCUUACAUAGUUAUAUACACAUAGUUAUCUUUUUUUAUGCAGUAACGAUAACUAUAUAUAGACUAUAUAUGUUUGCUAACUAACCAUGUCAUUGGUUGCUAAUGGUAUGUUAACCGCUGGCUAGCUACCUAGAAGUUUGUGCUAAGCAAAUGGAGCCAUAAUGUCUGUUGCUUUGCCAGCAAGCUAACGUUAACAUGUCUUGAAUAGUUAACAUUAGUUAGCUAGCAAAUAGUGCUCGUUGGUUAACAAGUUACUGUAACUAGUUAGCCAGAUGCUGUUAGCUACCUAGCCAUGUUCAAAAUUCGGGAGGCUCCCCACGCCAUCGCAGCCGUGAGCUAAUGUUGGCUCACAAUGUUUCACGUUUGUUAACUAACUACUGUUAGCCAACAUAGCCAACCAUGGAUAUCUUAAACGGUCUUCUCUUUGCGUCGCCCGUUAGGUGAAACUAUCACGACAAUGUUGUUGGCGGUAACGUUAGCUGGCUAGUUUGUGAACAGGGCAGGUAUUCACUCAUUUUUAGACAACUAAACGCUAGCUAGCUAAAAAGGCAAUACGUUAUCCUUGCUGACUGACGUUGCAGCACGAGGCUAGACAUCAACUUAGCUAGUUUGCUACUUUUAGAAUAGAAAUGCCCCCAGCUACGUUAGGUUGCAGACUUUGCGUUUUGAACCAUUGCCUGGUUCAGUUGUUUCAUUGCAUGUUUCAUUGCUAAUGUUAGCUAGUUAUCGCUAUAUUCUCUAGAAUAGAUACAUCGCAAGGCCGAACAAAAAUAGACCAACAGCAAGCUAGCAGCUAACAAUACUUCAAUGCGGAUGGAUUCGUUAUUGAAGUGCAAAACGGAUACUCUGCCUCCAGAGAGGAGAAAGAGGACCGUAGAAGACUUUAACAAGUUCUGCAACUUUGUCUUGGCAUAUGCAGGCUAUAUCCCCAAUCCUAAAGAGGAAGGUCCAUGGUCGCCAGCAUCCUCCAGCUCUCCGCACAGCUCAGGGGCGUCAGGGGAAAGCGGGGGUGGUGGUGAAGGAGGCGGCGGCGGCAGCUCCUUGGGGGCCAGCUGGGGAGACGGCGGCAACGACCUGCACACCAUCCACACGUUUGUCCGCAAGGCCCGUGCCAACAAGGGCAAGAGUAUGCGCCGCAUGCACUCCGACAGCUCCCUGCUGGACAAGAUGCGCCUGAAAGACUCCCUGUACGACAGCCAGGCAGGCAGCAAGGCAGAGCGCAAGAAGGACAAAAAGCUAAAAAAGUUGUCGAUGGGUUCUGCCAUUGGCGGCGGGGGCGAAAGCGGGAGUAGCGGCGGGGAGAAGAGGGCCCGUAUCAAGCGCAGCAAAAACCCCAAGCAGGCCAAAGCCCUCAAAAAGCUUAAGAGCUCGGCCACACAAAGUGAGACAGACUCAGAGACGGGCCAUGCCCAUCCCGGGGAGCGCCUGGUCCGAGAUGACCUGACAGGGAACGGGGUCUCCUCACCAGGAAUGCAGGGGCUGGCUAAGAUUCAGGUGGAGGAGUCCAACCGGGAGGCAGAAAUGAGCUCGAGCGAAGGCGAGACCUGGAUCGCUGAUGAGGACAUCAUGGUGGAGUCGGGUGACGACUCUUGGGACUUAAUCACCUGUUACUGCGGUAAGCCGUUUGCGGGGCGACCCAUGAUCGAGUGCAACCAGUGCGGCGUGUGGGUCCAUCUGUCGUGCGCCAAGAUCAAGAAGUCCAACGUCCCUGACAUCUUUUACUGCCACAAGUGCAGGGACACUCGACGGUCGGGGCAAAAGAAAGAUCCCUAAAGAGAGAGGGGGUGGGAGGGACUAUAUCCCUCCUAUAUCCCUUUUCAAUCUACCCUAUUUUCUGUGUUCCACUACAACAUCCAAGUUCUUUUCUGCGAUGCCUGCAGCUGAUUGUUAACCCUCACCUGGACAGCAACUGUAUCGUUAGUUUUCUAGGUGUUAUUUUUUGACAAUCACUAUCCUCACUUAUUCAUGUAGGUUCUUUGUCACUUUCUGCCUCUGUGAAAACUGGGCUAAAACAGGAAGACAUUGGGGGGAGAUCUCUUUAUUAUCUGUAACAUACAAAUAGAUAUGCUUCUCUUGCUUAGUAUUCUUACUAAAUUGAGAUUUUUUUCAUUGAAAUGUUAGACUCCCAAACAGAUAUCCAUCUCCUGGUUUUCAUGUUAAGGUCAUAGCAUAAGGUGCAUGACAAGUUAUAGAGAAUUAUUUAUUUAGGACAUUGAUGGACAACUUUUCUGUCUGUCAAUGUUCAAGGAAAAAAGCUAGUAUUUUAUAAUGGUACAUUGACUAUUGUGAGACACUCUGCAACCAGUAAUCAAUGCAAUGCGACUGCUACACCAUGACACAGGCACAACCCCCUUCUUUCUCUGAAAAGAAAACGGAUACUCCUGUUUAUUUUUGUCCUUAAGUUUCUCUUUUUAGUGUUAGAAGGGCAGCUCUCGUUUUAUUUGAUUGUUUUUGUAGCUACUUUUUUCUCAUGUAAGCUUUCGAUUUGCGAUUGUUUAUGAAUUUCUUUGUCUAAUAUAACACUCAGUACCUGCUUAUCACUGAGUGUUAAGCCCCUAUGAGAUGUCUCUCAUUGGAUGUUUUCAGAUUCUAACAAAUACCAGAUCAAAUCUGAAAUGUUGAAUCUAUUCCAUUGACAUAUGCAAAGACAGUUGGUGCUACAAGAGUGCACGUUUUAAAAGGCGAGCCCAAACCAAACACCCCUUUGAGGUGUUAUUUUUCAUUGGAAAGUUAAUUUCUUUAGUUUCAUAGUUUCAGUAACUGCUAAGAGCCUGUAACUCAUAAACUGAGGGCUGUGCCGGAAAGUUUUUUUGAUGCAGCCCAUAUCCAGAAAUAUUUGUUGCUUUAUUCACCCUUUCUGUUUUUUUGUCAACAGACAUCUGCUACAGCACAGCUUGAUAACUGAGUUCCCUCAGCAUGACAAUGGCGUCCUAUGACUGCCCUUUUGGUUACGGUUUGACAUGGCUACAGCCUUCAAAUUCAAUCUACAAUGCUUGUUUUGUUUUUAUUUACGUUUUGUGUGUAUAUUGUUUUUCAUCAAGAUACUUCUGGUUUGGGAAUGUCAUUGUUGUGAACUGUCGUGGUGGGAAAAGUUGGAGAAUCGUCGCUUUACCUUGUCAAAGUGGCUCUAACAUCUUUUUGCAUGAAUGGUUGUAAAAUGUUUUUUUGUUUUUUUUCAUGUUAUUGUUUUUUGGUUAACUUUUCAGAAAAUGCUGACAUUGCUCCCUAAUCAGAAUAGGAUACAAAUCUCUUCCCCUCAUGAUCUUCUCAUUCGAAAAACAAAGUUGACUGUUUGUAGUGUACAGAAAAAUCAGUUGAUAUCAGAGUCGUGGACUCGUGGAAGUUUAUGUUGGUAGGUUUUACCUGUUUUUGUUGGUGGGAGAGUCAUGUUUAGUCCCCAAAAAGCAAAUGCACUCUCGCCACCACCUUUCCCUUCGAUUCUCUGUGUAUAUACCCUGUUCUUCGAUGACUGUACAUAUGUGAAAGUGAAAAGAGAGGGGAAAAGAGCCAAGCAAAUGCUAUAUUUUCGGCAUCUGAUAUUGUUUUUCUUUAACUGUAGCUUGAAAAAUAAAAUGUUUUCUUUUUUGGGGA